Molecule: messenger RNA, 927 nt
Organism: Stomoxys calcitrans (stable fly)
Lineage: Eukaryota; Metazoa; Arthropoda; Insecta; Diptera; Muscidae
Gene: ND-PDSW
Product: NADH dehydrogenase [ubiquinone] 1 beta subcomplex subunit 10
Exons: 4
Coding region: 122-613 (163 amino acids)
Source: RefSeq, a predicted model, not a curated record
CAGCUAAGAAAAAACAUUCAGUUUUUCGGGUUUUGGAAACCGACAGACAGAAAGUAAAUUAAAAAUUUUAACGAAUUUUGGAAAUUUCCUUAUUAGCGGUGUAUAGAAUAAAAAAGCCAUAAUGCCCGAAGCUCGCAGUCCCAUGGCAGCUUUUGCUGACUGCCUCUAUAACAUGAUAGAUGGUCCUGUAACAUGGUUCAGAGGAAGCAUUGUGGAGCCAAAUCAGCAAAAGUAUGCCUGGUAUCAUCAACAAUAUCGUCGUGUGCCCACCAUUGAUCAAUGCUAUACGGAUGAUGUAGCUUGCCGUUUCGAAGCCGAUCAACAAUUCCGUCGUGAUCGCAUGGUGGACAAUGACAUUGUUACCAUUUUGCGUCAACGUUUCGAGGAUUGCACCCUCUAUGAGGCUCCCGACCAUAUUAUCAAGUGCAAGCCAAUUUUGGACCAAUAUGAAAAGGCUGCCGAAAAUUGGUUUAUCAAAUACGGUGAUUUGGGCGGUUAUGCCAAUGCCAAAGCUGCCUACAUGAAACAAAAACAUCGCAUGAUUUGGGAACGUCGCCACGGUCCCGUAGGUAGUGGUGGUAAAAAACAUGAUGGUGAAGAAGCCGAGCAUUAAGUUUUUCUUUUGGUGCCUUCCUACGCAUGUGACCAGCCAGCCAGCAAACUGAAAAUUUAGUUAAAUUACUUUCUGUUAAUAAAAAAUUUCCUUCUGCUAUGGAAAAUUGUAACCCGAUACUGCUCUACUACGACAACAACAACAAGAUUCAAUGAAUUAUUAUGAACACAUUAAUAAGGUGUAGUAUUUAAAAUAGAAAACACAACGCGCCAUCAUCAGCAAACUUUCAAAUAAGCCAAUCAUUGAUGUUAUUAGAAGAACUAAGUGAUAUUUCAAUUAAAGUGAAAUUGUGGAAAUUAAUGAGAAAACCGAAA